Molecule: messenger RNA, 688 nt
Organism: Aspergillus saccharolyticus JOP 1030-1
Lineage: Eukaryota; Fungi; Ascomycota; Eurotiomycetes; Eurotiales; Aspergillaceae
Exons: 1
Coding region: 165-500 (111 amino acids)
Source: RefSeq, a predicted model, not a curated record
UAGGUCUCGUGCAAGCUUAGCCUAUCAAAUCUCUGCACGGCGGCAGGAGCUUUUUGCGGAGCCAAUAGAACACAAGGCAGAAACUUGAAACCGCAAGCUGCAUCAACGGAUAGUGAGUUUCAUCCGGACCCUGAGAAACCAUUAGCUGACGGCAAGCAUUAGAGAUGUGCUUCUACAACCAGAAGAAGUUUUCAUGUGGUGACUGGAGCUGGACCAAUUUCGCUCACCGUUGCAAUUACGAGUACCGCACAGGCGAGACGUGCGGCAUGAGACUUGUGAACGAGACCUUCAACGAGAAAGGCAAAUGCCGCCUCUGCGAUAAGAUUGAAACCAAGAAGCGGCGGCGAGACGCCGAGCUGGACCGGUUGACUCGGUGGAAGCGAGAGGGUGGCACUCUCGUAGCUUCCAUGGAAAGAUGCGAGAAUCUGAUCAUGGAGCUCGAAACAGAAAUAAUCCAGCUGAAAAGGGAGAAGCAAGACAAACAGCGAGCGUUGUCAUGAGUCAACAUGUGAUCUGUGGGAGCAGAAAAGGGGAGUGAAUGUAAUGGGCAAGAUGCUGUUUCUUUUCUUCAUGUUUUCGAUUCCCUCAUUGGUUAUGCGUCGGUCAUUGUUCAUGCUUGUAAUCCGGUGGUUAGUCCCUGGGUUUCACUGGCGAUGUUUCACGUUGUGGUCAAUUCGACCUUUGUUGC